AUGAACUUUGAACAAGAAGAUCACCCUCUGAAUAUUUUUGCCAUUUACGGUCAAAAUAACCCUCAUCUUUCGCAAGAAGCAUGGCAUUUGGAGAAGGACCCUGAAGAAUUCACUGGUUUAUCCUGAAAUGAGAAAAGUCUGGAUGUAAAAGAUGAAACUAUUUUGGUAAAUAAUGAGAUACACGAUUAUGCAUACACAGGACUUGAAGAUCGUAAAGAAGAUAGAGAUGAGAUUAAUCAAUCACUAACACUUUUAUCCACCCAGGAAGCAGAUCUAAUUUUUCAUAUUUUGUUAGAUAAUCCUCAUAAUUCUCAAUUUGAACCAGUUUGUGCAAAAUCUAAAACUAAUAGUGAGAUGGAUCUAAGCAAGAAAACAUUUAUUAGGAUGCUAAGACGUUUUUAUUCUAAACUAUUUAAAGAAGAGAAUACUCUUUUGCAAAGAAAGAGGUUCAAAAAUGUUGACUUUAAAAUCCAACUGCAAGCAUGAAAAGAUUUUAACUUUAAAUAUUUUGAUGAUGCCUCAGAUAAUUUUGCAUUUUAUAUGCUAAGGUUAUUAGAUAUGAAGGCCAGAAGAAAGCCAAGCCCCCACCUUCAAAGCGAGUUUGAUGCAAUGACUUUAGUCCAUACCACAAGAUCUUUCUCAAGAGAGAGAUUUAGCCAUUUUCAUGAAUGUGAGUACUUCAGGAAGAUUUUCAUCUAUUUGUACAAAGGUACACUUCCAAACUCAGAGAAGUUAUGAAUGGAGGUGUUAAAGAACAAUGAAUCCAAGACUAUGGCUAAAGAUCAGAGAUCAUUUCUAAAUUUGUUCGAACAAAUGUAUCAGAGAUGAAUAGUUUCAUAG
Molecule: messenger RNA, 840 nt
Organism: Moneuplotes crassus
Lineage: Eukaryota; Ciliophora; Spirotrichea; Euplotida; Euplotidae
Source: the annotation of a GenBank genome assembly